UUUGAUGGGUGAUCAGGAGGUUACUCAAGGGGAGGAGGCGUGGUCUGAGGUUUCUGGGAUUUUCCCGGAAAGGGGCCAAGUCGGGGACAUAGUCACUCAAGGUGGAGGACACGGAACAAGAUGGAGUCGGCCGAGAUCUUGAUCUCUACGCCCAAGGUGGGGCUGGAACUCACGACCCUGAGAUCAAGAGCCCCACCCUUCCCGGACUGAGCCUGCCCAGAGCCGCAGAAGGAAAAGGUUUGACGUGUUUAACUCUACGAGGCCUGCCCGCUGGAGUUUCUCCUCCCCCCUGCUCUGCAGCCCAGCUCGGGGGCCGACAGAGGAGAGGGCGCCAUGGCACAGAACCUGUAUGGUCCUGGAGUGCGGAUGGGCAACUGGAACGAGGACAUCUACCUGGAGGAGGAGCUCAUGAAGGACUUCUUGGAGAAGAGAGAUAAAGGACAGCUUCUGAUACAGAGAAACAGAAGACUCAAAGAGAAUCUCUUGAGACCAAUGCAGCUUUCGGUGUCGGAGGAUGGGUACGUUCGCUGUGGCGACAAGGUGAUGCUCGUGAACCCCGCCCACGCGGAGGUGGAGGCCCACCUGUUUCUGGGCGGGGACCUGAGCCUGGGCGCGACUCCCGAUGAAAUUAAAGCGCAUCUGAGCGAUGAGUUAGAGGUGCCGUGCGGCCUGAGCGCAGCUCAAACCAGGAUCCCGGUUGGCAGAAACACUUUCACCAUUUUGAGGGCAGACGGAAACGCCACGGGUCAAGUCCUCAGAUACGGACAGGACUUCUGCCUCGCGACCACGGGAGGGUUUGAAGACAAAAUGCUGUAUUUAUCCAGUGACCACAGGACCCUCCAGAAGUCGACCAAGAGAUCUCUGCUCCAGGAGGCGUACCUGACGGAUGAGGCCUCCUACCUGAGCUGCUGGCAGGCCGCCUUCCUGGACCCCCAGCUGCGCCUGGAAUACGAAGGCGCCCCCGUUCCGGCAAAUGCAAAGAUCCUCAUCUAUCACUGCGGCACGAAUCGGGGGCUAGCAGUGUCCAGGCAUGUUUUCUUGAGUACCUAUUUCGGGAAGGAAGCUGAGGUGGCCGUCCACACACAUCUGGAUUCACACAGAGUCGAAAAGCCGAGCAACCAUUGGAUGUUGGUGACCGGGAAUCCCAGGAAAGACUUGUCUGCCAUGUUGGACCUGCCCAAGCCACCGGCCGAGGCCCCCCCAGCCCUGGAGCAGGCCACGGACCCCGGGGCGCAGUGACUCCAGAAUGGAGAUUCGAUGCGUUCAAGAAACGAGGACACCCUGGAGGGCAUCUGAGCCUGGACUCUGUGACACCUGUUACCAGCGUGGUCUCAGGCCUUCUGCUGGUAUGAUGUAGGGCUGUAGCGACCUCUCUGGGCCCUAUCUGCCUAUUAGGUGAGCGGGGAGUUCUGCCUGUGGUGCAGCAGCCUGGAACAGGGGCCGGUGACCCAAGGUGGAGGCUCAGGCCUUCCAGAAGCGAGUGCGGGGGAAGGGCCGUGAAAACGUGGGCAGCGGUGGGAAUGGCAACGGGGGGCCGUGGCAAGGAGCCCAGAUGUGAGGCCGUCCUCUGUUCGUCAGCAGGGCAGAAUGAAUGUCAGCUGCAGGUGGGGUCCUCGCGGAGGCCAAGGACAGAAGGAGGAGACACAGGUGUCGGGGACGCGGGCCCUGGGCUUUACGACUCGACUCUUGGGCCUUCCUUGAGAACUGAGCUCUGGCCUUUGGCUCCAAUCACCUUGGAGAGGAGACCUGGCCCGGGGGGACCGGUGGCCUCUUUCGGGUUGGCAUCCAUGCAAGUACGAGAAGUUGCCCUUGGAGAGGGGGGGACUCACACAGUCGUCCUGUGUCCCCGGCUUGACAUUCUCUGUCCAAACUCCAUCUCAGCGCUCCCGCCAAGCCUCUGCCUCCCCCGGGCGUCCCUGGCUGGGCCCAUGGAGGAUUCUCUCCCUUUAGGACUAAACUGACUUGAGGCGCUGAACCGACCGGAUCCUCUGGGUGGCGGUUCCUUCCCUACGCAUCCUAGCAAGGGAGCGUGAGGACGUGAGGGCCCGGGGCUUACCGUGCCGCUUUGGUGCCGGUUCAGGCUCCCGGGUCAUUCCUGUGCCCGUCCCCUCUCUGCGGUCCCCUAUGCUUCCCGUGCCCCUGCACGGGCUGGGACUGGAGUCACUGUCCUUCUGGCUCCCUGUGCUACAACAGAUGGCCUGGGCGCCCCUCCACGGUCGGUCAGCCAGCCAGAGAGCGGCCACCGGUACCUGCUGAUAACUUGUCUGUUCCUUCCCUGCCUUCCGGUCCAAGUUGGAGGACAUAGCCAAGCCUCGAGGGACGCGUUCUGCCACGUGGUACUGACCACGUGGGCUUAAUGAAGACAGGUGAGGGUCAGGAGUGAUUGGCACAGAGCGGAUACUCGGCACUAAGUAACUGUCACCACCGUCACCACCACCACCAUCGUUCAUUACAACUACUUGUCUAUCACCCCUCCAUCUCGCGCGGUCCGGGCCCGGUGUAGACGAUCCCGCCAUCAUAUGGACUCAAUCACUGUGGCCGACAAGUGCGUCUAGAAUCCAAGGGCUCCCCCUCCAGAGCGGAGGAAGCAUGCUUCCUACCUGGAAAGAGAGAAGACAAGCUGUGUCGUCCGGUGGGGGGAAGCCCUGAUUUCCGAGGGUCGCUGAGUUCGGGCCAUCAGUGGUCAGUCUGGAGCCGGGAAGAGGUUGGGGGAAAAGAGUGACGUGGGACCACAGGGGCAGAGCUCAGGGGUCCUGAGAAUGGCCUCACGAGCGCAGUUCCUGUCCUGCAGGAGACGACUCGGGUCAGACCCGGGAGAAGGGGAGAGAGGGCUGCGGGUACGUGCUGUGCCCGGCUCGGUGCAGGGGUCUGGUGGGGAAGACCCUGUCACCUUCCACGGACGUCCUGGUGCCAGACAGUAUUGUGACUUUCUUCCCUGUGACCUACGCUUGCUUCUGGGUUGCUCCUGGGGGCUCACACAUGGCCAACUUAGUGAUGGCCACGGACAGAUGAUAAAAUGAUUAUAAUGUGUAUCAUGCGCGUGCGCACACACACACACACACACGGCAAGGCUUUUCCAUUAAAACAAUAGAUGUCUUCCAGAAUAAAGGAAAGCUUGUAUAC
Molecule: messenger RNA, 3123 nt
Organism: Felis catus (domestic cat)
Lineage: Eukaryota; Metazoa; Chordata; Mammalia; Carnivora; Felidae
Gene: CFAP161
Product: cilia and flagella associated protein 161
Exons: 10
Coding region: 334-1239 (301 amino acids)
Biological process (GO): cilium assembly
Cellular component (GO): motile cilium
Source: RefSeq, a predicted model, not a curated record